AUGAAUCGGACAAAGGGUGAUGAGGAGGAGUAUUGGAAUAGCUCCAAAUUCAAGGCUUUCACCUUUGAUGAUGAAGAUGAUGAGCUCUCACAGUUAAAGGAAUCCAAGCGGGCAGUGAAUAGCCUUCGAGACUUCGUGGAUGACGAUGAUGAAGAUGACCUGGAGAGAGUCAGCUGGACCGGGGAACCUGUGGGAAGUAUCUCAUGGUCCAUCAAAGAGACUGCUGGUAAUAGCGGGUCAAGCCAUGAGCGUGAACAGCUGAAGAACCGAAACAGCUUCUCCACCUAUGCACAACUACCCAAACCUGCUUCUACUUACUCUCUGAGCAGCUUUUUUAGAGGGAGAACUAGACCUGGCAGUUUCCAGUCCCUCUCUGAUGCUCUGUCAGACACACCUGCCAAGAGCUAUGCUCCAGAGCUGGGGAGACCCAAGGGGGAGUACAGGGAUUACAGCAAUGACUGGGGCCCCAGUGACACAGUGCGGCGCCUCCGGAAGGGCAAGGUCUGCUCACUGGAAAGGUUCCGCUCCUUACAGGACAAAAUCCAGCUCCUAGAAGAAGCAGUAAGCAUGCAUGAUGGAAACGUCAUUACUGCAGUUCUGAUCUUCCUGAAGAGGACGCUGAGUAAAGAGAUCCUCUUCCGAGAGCUGGAGGUGCGGCAGGUUGCCCUGAGACAUCUCAUUCACUUCCUUAAGGAGAUAGGUGAUCAGAAGCUGCUUUUAGACCUCUUUAGGUUCCUAGAUAGAACAGAAGAGCUUGCGCUGUCCCAUUAUCGAGAGCACUUGAACAUUCAGGACCCCGAGAAACGAAAAGAAUUUCUUAAGACAUGCAUUGGUUUGCCAUUUUCAGCAGAAGAUUCUGCCCACAUACAAGACCAUUACACACUCCUGGAACGUCAGAUCAUUAUCGAGGCAAACGAUCGGCAUCUAGAAUCAGCGGGACAGACUGAGGUCUUCCGGAAGCACCCCCGCAAAGCAUCCAUCCUCAACAUGCCUUUGGUGACGACGCUCUUCUACUCCUGCUUCUACCACUACACGGAGGCUGAGGGGACAUUCAGCAGCCCGGUCAACCUGAAGAAGACAUUCAAGAUCCCAGACAAACAGUACGUGCUGACAGCGCUGGCCGCUCGUGCCAAGCUCCGGGCCUGGCAUGACGUUGAUGCCCUGUUUACCACCAAGAACUGGCUGGGCUACACCAAGAAGAGAGCACCCAUUGGCUUCCAUCGGGUUGUGGAAAUUUUGCACAAGAACAAUGCCCCUGUCCAGAUAUUACAGGAGUAUGUCAAUCUGGUGGAAGAUGUGGACACAAAGUUGAACUUAGCCACCAAGUUCAAGUGUCAUGAUGUCGUCAUCGAUACUUGCCGGGACCUGAAGGAUCGUCAGCAGUUGCUCGCGUACAGGAGCAAGGUGGACAAAGGCUCUGCCGAGGAGGAGAAGAUCGAUGCCCUUCUCAACAGCUCGCAAAUUCGAUGGAAGAAUUAA
This is a messenger RNA of Rangifer tarandus platyrhynchus (Svalbard reindeer), 1479 nucleotides long. The record is from the annotation of a GenBank genome assembly. NCBI's taxonomy places the organism in Eukaryota, Metazoa, Chordata, Mammalia, Artiodactyla, Cervidae.